Molecule: messenger RNA, 1602 nt
Organism: Lolium perenne
Lineage: Eukaryota; Viridiplantae; Streptophyta; Magnoliopsida; Poales; Poaceae
Molecular function (GO): protein binding
Source: RefSeq, a predicted model, not a curated record
AUGCCCUUAUUCAAUUCCUGUCGACCGCUCGUGCGUAUCUCCGACCUCCAAUUCCCCGUGAUCCAGCAUGACCCAGCACGCCUACGAGACGCGCUACCGCCGCCGCCGGCGAGUUGCGGCCAGAGCGGCUUCCCCUCCCGGCGCCCCGCCCAACAGCGGCGACAUCCUCCAGGAAAUCUUCCUCCGCUUGCCCCCGUUGCCCUCGUCCCUGCCUCGUGUCUCCCUCGUCUGCAAGCGGUGGCGCCGCCUCGCCGCAGACCCUGAGUUCCUCCUCCGCUUCCGCGCCCACCACGGGAAGGCGCCCCUCCUCGGGCUCUUCAACGAUCACGGUGGGUGGGUCUCUUUCAACCCCGUCCUCGACCCUCCCGACCGCAUAAGCCGCGAGCGAUUCACCUUCACCCUGCGGACUGACUGCCGUGGCGCCCAGACCUACUACCCCAACCAUGGUACGCUUCUCGGGUGCCGCCACGGGCGCCUCCUCAUCCUCAACCACAGGGAGCCCGAGGUCCUCGUGUGCGACCCCAUUACCGGGGAACAGCGCCGCAUCGCUGUUCCGCCGGAGUUCGGCGAGCGCUCCAUCCACCCUUCCAGGACUAAAGGAUCCGUGCUCUGCGCUGACGGCAGGCAGGGGCACGUGCACGGGGGCUGCCACUCCAGCCCCUUCAAGCUAGUUCUGGUGCAAACCUUCUUCCAAGAACACGCAGGCCGAACCUCUGCCUGCGUUUACUCGUCGGGGACCGGCAAGUGGAGCGGUCUCAUCUCGGCGGCGGAACAGUUUAACUGUAACGUUGAUUUUUAUCGCCCGGCAACCCUUGUUGGUGCUUCGCUUUGCUGGUGGCUUCCAGAUCCGUAUGAUAGUAGGAGUAUGAAAAUACUUGAGUUUGAUACUGGUAGGCAGAGUCUGUCCCUGAUCGGCAGCCUUCCUGUUCCAAAUUUUGACAUACAUUGCAGCCAGAUCAUCAAGGGAGAGGAUGGUGGCGUUGGAGCCGCCACAUUGUCAUACCCCAACCUCCAGUUGUGGGAUUGGAAACUCGAUUGUGGUGCUGGUGUAUGGAUCGUCCGGAAGGCCGUUCAUCUUGAGCUGCUGCCGAAUAUUUUGUCUGGGAAAGCUCUGAUAGUGGGUUAUGUCGAGGAUGAUGAUGCGAUUCUUAUAAAGUUCAACUUCAACCACAGUAUCUUCAUUGUUCAACUUGACUCGAUGCAGUCAAGUAAACUCUGUGAAAGCGCAAUGGCACGCCAAUAUCAUCCUUUCACAAGUUUCUACUCUUCAGGUGAGUUUGGUUGCUGCAAAGGUCUUGCUAGCGACCCUAGUACAACUCCAUCUAUUGAGCCAUCGAAGCAGCAGGUUCCGACACUCCCUGUAGGAAAGAAAGCUAGAAGAGCAAGGUAGGCCAGCUUCAGGUUCGCUGUCCAUGAAGAAGGGGGGCAUGCUUGGGAGUGCCGUUGUCCACACUCUGCGAUCGGAUCCAUAGAAGACUGGGACAAUGAAAACUCAUACAAUACAAAAGGGAAAACUCAGUGCAUGAAAUCAGAUUUCUAACGUCGUAUAAGAGAUUCUCUUAUUGAUUCGUAAGAUUGGACUUGACCACGUCUUUGGGCGUC